CCCCUACUUUCAAAAGACGUCCGCCUUGUUAGCACAUUGAAGUACUCUCACAACAGUAUAAUCAAAGCCAGUGCUAACAGUAACGCCCUAUAGUAACGCUCAUCAGCUCCAAAUCGCCUCUAACGCAACUUUACCAUGUCGUCUCCAGCCACUGCGAAGUCAUAUGAGGAGAGACGCGCGGAAGUCAUUGCAGCUACUGCCCACACCAUUGAGCUCGCUCAGAAUGCGGACCGACAGCUCACUACACUGCAUUCCGCAGCAGCUCUAGGUAUUAUCUUUAUCCUCCACACGACACAAAAAAUCAAGGACAGUUUUCAACCAGCCAUGUUGUUCACCUUGAAGAUGGUUAUCAUGGCAGGAGCUGCCAGGGCUUCACCUAUCGAUGAGACUCCAAACACCGAGGCGACUAGCAUUGUGCCGACUGGUGUCAUCGAUAUCGAUAUCAGCGGUGGCUCUGAUAUGGGCGAAAUAUCCGUCAGAAGUGGCUGUAGCCAAGGCACUUGUCCAGACAACAAGGCUCCCUUCGACUUCAUGGAGCGGUUCUGGCAGGACGAAAGCUAA
Messenger RNA from Pseudogymnoascus destructans, 561 nucleotides. RefSeq lists its product as uncharacterized. The transcript has 2 exons. Lineage: Eukaryota; Fungi; Ascomycota; Leotiomycetes; Thelebolales; Thelebolaceae. The record is from RefSeq and is a predicted model, not a curated record. The coding region runs from base 136 to 561 and encodes 141 amino acids.